Pseudomassariella vexata is the source of this 1656-nucleotide messenger RNA. RefSeq lists its product as uncharacterized. The transcript is spliced from 4 exons. NCBI's taxonomy places the organism in Eukaryota, Fungi, Ascomycota, Sordariomycetes, Amphisphaeriales, Pseudomassariaceae. The coding region runs from base 1 to 1656 and encodes 551 amino acids. The record is from RefSeq and is a predicted model, not a curated record.
AUGACGCGGAUGGCAGAGAACUUUACAUUCAAGAUAACGUCGGGCCCGCAGCCGCCGCCGCCGAGAGCAACUGUAAUAUGCCCCGCAGCCACCAACGACCGCCAGAUGGGCCGUGCCUCUUUCAGACACAUUGACGGGUUCGAAAUGUGCUCUGUCAGUGAAUCAACAGAGUCAGAUGUCACGACAGAUUCCCCCAGCAAUCAGUCAGGCGUCAGUAGCGUCGAUACAGAUCACCAGGGUAGCAACAAUGCUGAUGUCAUCCAGUCGGUGCUGCCGGGCCAGUGGGUAUUCUCUGUCAGCUCCCUAGCUCCGAAAGCUAGAGUCCCUGGAGCUCAAACCACUGCGGAAUCGUGGGAGGCUCACAGAGAGGAGAUACAGCGCCUAUAUAUCAGUGAGAACAAGCCCCUCAAGGUGGUCGCUCGGAUAAUGAAGACCAAGGGCUUUCAUGCGACUGAACGCAUGUACAAGACGCGUAUUGCUCAAUGGGGGACCUUUAAGAACAAGCGCAGGGAAGACAUAUCCAAGAUGCUCCAAGUCCGACGCCAACGUAGCGCACUGGGCAAGGCCAGUGUCUUCUAUCGAGGUGGAAGACCCAUAGACAUUAAUUCAUACCUGCAGAGAAAUGGACUGUCCAUCUACGACCUCGCCGAAUUCGGUGUCGUUGGCACGCUUCCGGCCAAUCUAAGGUGCACGACGCCGCCACCGAUAGACCAGAAACACCUCGGCCAUCCCGAAGUGCUUCACGUUAAGAAGCUAGUCAUCGGCUGCUUCCAGGAAAUGGUGAAGAAUUGUUACGGUGCUGACACUCGACCGCCGUACGCAAUCCUCAAUGAAUAUGAAUCCAGCGGGGCGGUCAAGGUCAUAGUCCGCUUGAGGGCGGCGCGGUACCUGUUCACCGAGAGUUUCCACAACGAGGGCGGCCAACUUGCUUUAGACGCCUUCCAAGGACUUGGCACACUCCUGCAAAAUUGGUCGCCUCUGGCAUUUCUACACUUGAUGACAGGAUCUCUCGUGUUUCCGAUUCCGGGUAUAACUGCCGAACUGUGGAAGUAUCUAGGUGCAUAUUCAAGCGUCAUGUUUGACAAGAAAAAUCCGUUGACGAGGGCAUUUACCGCGCUGAACAACUUCUUCCACGAGCAUGACUUCGCUUUCCACUUGGAUUUCCUCGCUAACUGCAUUGCCGGCAUGUGCCAAAUGCUGUGCGAAUUCGACGCCAACCCCAACAUCUCGUCGUUGCCAUAUCAUGCCGUCUUCCGCAUCGGGGUCAGUCCUUUCGAGAGGCGACUCACGAGUUGCCGGCCUCCGGUCAAACCGCUCCACGGAGUGCCCACCAAAGGCGUGGCAGUCUAUAAAUCGAAGUCAAUUGUGGAAGACCAGAUCUUCCGCAUGCUCGAGUUGGAACUGUGUCUCGCCGGUGGAGAGCCCGCCUCGUCGAGCCCGCGGCACGAGAUGGCGAGAUAUUACCUCGAGAAGGACAUUGAGGUGGACGAUUCGACGGGUUUGCCUUCACCGUUCAAGCUGACCGGGCUGCUGAAAUUGCUAGAGGAGUGGUGUCGGGAGGCGGGCGACAUGGACCGCGCGAGAACGGCCAAGGAACAGCGUAGGCGCCUGAUGGACGAGUGGCUCACUACGAUGGGCAAGGCCAAGCCCGUCUAA